Messenger RNA from Rhodofomes roseus, 882 nucleotides. RefSeq lists its product as uncharacterized. NCBI's taxonomy places the organism in Eukaryota, Fungi, Basidiomycota, Agaricomycetes, Polyporales, Fomitopsidaceae. The coding region runs from base 160 to 639 and encodes 159 amino acids. The transcript has a single exon. The record is from RefSeq and is a predicted model, not a curated record.
CUGUGACGCGAACUACGUGUUACUUAUUCGAAUGCUGAACGUUGCUGGCGGGCUCUAGACCACAACGCUUACAAGGAAGUACAAGAACAGCCACGCGUGUUGCGUCUCCGAGCGUUCAGUGGGUUGGGAUGACGCACCACGGGGGUACACUGUGAUGUCAUGGCAUUCCAUAUUACUCGUGGAGCAACGUUCGGCCUGCUGCUGGGUGAACCAUUGGGCACCUCAGGCUGCCUACAUAAAUGGAAGGUGUCGGCGUUCGAUAUGACUCAGAAGCUCGCCUCCUGUCAUGCUGCAAUGCUUCUCCGUCCUCUCACCGACGUUUAUAAAGGCGCAUCCUCACCGGGACAUCCGUUUCGCUCCUUGCCCUCGUACCCCAUCAUGGCCAGCGCAAUCAAGACCGUCGCCCAGUCAGUGCUGGUCCCAGCGACCGACAAAGCCAAGAUCGCAGACUUGCAGAAAGACAUACCUACGCAUAUAGCGAGUCGUACAUGCCCGAGGCGCUGCAGCUCAUGGAAACUCCAAGCUUCAGGUCUGCGACAACAGUGCAUCAAAGUAUACUUACGCACCUGUGCUCUCGGACCCAUCGCGUACGACGCCGGCCUUUUUUCGCCUCAGUAUUGUUCAAGGCUCUCGCGGUAGUGCGGUACGCAUAUACUCGGCGUGGGCCGCUUCGCGCUAUUCCACAACACUGGCAGCAUCCUUGACUCCGCUCUUCAGCAAAAGCGCAAGGAUCUCAUGCCAGGAGACAUCGUGGGCGGUAUCGGAGGAGUUAGAACCAGCCUAAAUGACGACGGGACCGAGACUCCCCUUCGCCUCCUCCCUCGGCGGCCCGUGGGUGAAGAAGCGGGCAGAGUCGACGGACGACCGAAUCUUCCGAGCCUU